UGUUCACUGGCAGAACUCUCUGGUGGGCUUGCGGUGCCUAGCGUAUAAGUUUUCGGUGUUAGCAUUGCGCGUGCGUUAGCAGUGUCGUCGCAGCACACACCCGACGGUGUGCCGGUGGUGUGUGGCAUUAUAGUGUGGCUCCGGGAGUGGCUAAACCCCACAGCAAAGCGAAUACAGCGCAGCAUCCGUCGCAGCUCUUCACCCAGCAACGAUUCAGCCAAAGUUCCGCGAUCGAUCCAGUAGCGAGCGCGGUUUAGAAGCGAUAGUGCCAGCCUGCCCCCGGGCCGGUAUACAUAAGUUUCCAAAUUUCAAAGCUGUGAUUUUCGUUUGGCCAAACCUUUUUGGCCGAACCGACAACAAACCUUCAAAACGUUCUGCACGGAAGCGAUACGCAUUAUGGGGUGCGCACAGUCGGCUGAGGAACGGGCUGCCGCCGCUAGGAGCCGCCUGAUCGAGCGUAAUCUCAAGGAGGACGGUAUCCAGGCGGCCAAGGACAUCAAACUGUUACUGCUCGGCGCUGGUGAAUCGGGAAAAAGUACAAUCGUUAAACAGAUGAAAAUUAUUCACGAAAGUGGCUUUACGUCAGAGGAUUUCAAACAGUACAGGCCAGUAGUGUACAGCAACACGAUACAAUCACUAGUUGCAAUACUGCGAGCGAUGCCAAACCUUAGCAUUGCGUUCGGCAAUAACGAACGGGAGUGUGACGCAAAGAUGGUGUUCGACGUAGUACAGCGGAUGCACGACACAGAACCAUUCUCGGAGGAUCUGCUAUUAGCGAUGAAAAGACUGUGGUCGGAUUCUGGCGUGCAGGAGUGCUUCUGUCGCAGCAACGAGUAUCAGCUGAACGAUUCCGCAAAAUAUUUCCUGGACGACCUUGACCGAUUGGGCGCCAAGGACUAUCAGCCGACGGAGCAGGAUAUCCUACGGACACGUGUCAAAACCACCGGUAUCGUUGAGGUGCACUUUUCCUUCAAAAACUUAAACUUCAAGCUGUUCGAUGUCGGUGGUCAGCGAUCGGAGCGAAAGAAGUGGAUCCACUGCUUCGAGGAUGUCACCGCUAUCAUCUUUUGCGUGGCCAUGUCAGAGUACGAUCAAGUGUUACACGAAGAUGAAACCACGAACCGUAUGCAAGAGUCACUGAAGCUGUUCGACUCGAUCUGCAACAACAAAUGGUUCACCGAUACCUCAAUCAUUCUAUUUCUGAACAAGAAGGAUUUGUUCGAGGAGAAAAUCCGGAAAAGUCCACUGACAAUCUGCUUCCCGGAGUACACGGGUGGACAGGAGUAUGGUGAAGCGGCGGCCUACAUUCAGGCGCAGUUUGAGGCUAAAAAUAAGUCCACAUCAAAGGAAAUCUAUUGCCACAUGACAUGUGCAACGGACACCAACAACAUCCAGUUUGUGUUCGAUGCCGUCACCGACGUUAUCAUAGCGAACAACCUGCGCGGCUGCGGUCUGUACUAAACACACGGUGAACGCGUUCUCCCCGAAAAUGGGAACCGCCCAUUGUUUUGCACAGGGGGAACCACUACACUAUAUGGAUGCGAUGUACAUCGAAACGGUCGGUGAAGGAUUGUUUUUUUGCGCAAUGGAACUGGGUGAAGCGGAGAUUGGGCACGGCGCGUACGUACGUGUACCGUGCUAUCCAUCCCUCUCCCAUCCCACCCAGGCCCGGGACUUCCGGCCGUAACGGAAGGCCGCAUAUUGUUGCAGCAGAAAUUUUGCGUUUUUUGUUUUAUUUCGUUUGGUUUCUAUUCAUUACCACAAUGGAGAUAAACAAACCAUCCGCGCUAGGUGAAAAUUCGUCGUGUUGCUUUUCCAGCGCGCUCUAUCCGAUGAGCUCUAACUACAUUAAUGGAUCAUUCGGUGUCAUAUCGAUCCUGAAGGAACACUCUGGAAGUGUUUUUGGAAGGGAACAACAAAAGUAGCAGAGGAAGAAAAAAAAAACACACGACAUGUUUAGCCACUAGUUUUGGGGACGUGGAACGUUUAAUAAUUUAACUCUGACAGAAGAUCGGUAUAUAUGACAUACAAUAGCACUAAAGGAAACAAAACAAACAAAAAAAUAAUUACAGCAGGGAGAGUGGCAAUAGGAGGUUUACAAUGUGUUCAAAAACCGUGGUAGUAUCGUACUUUUCGCAAGGGCGAGUACGGGCAGCACUCUCGAUCACGUUUACCUUGCAAUCGUCUCUGUAGGAUCGAGAAAGGGAUAUGUGACAGGAGUAGUAGUAUACUCUACCUAAUCCACAUACGGAUCACAAACACACACACAAACAAACACAGAUUAGUGUAUCUAACAACUGUUCUUGAUCAUUUGAACCAGAUGAGCGGGAUAUAGUUGGUUUAUUAAAACGGAUAGUGAAUACAAAUCACGUCGUAGCCGUAAGUACGUUAUCUAUUGUGCGCUAUUCGACGUCAUCUUUACUGCUGGUUGCCAUCUUGAUGAAGUGGGAAUAACAGGUGCGUACAAUAGAAACACACCGAUCAACAACUAAUCGAUCGUUAUCGUAUCGUGUGCAGAGCGAUAGGUAAAGGUUGGUUUUGCUAGCAAGGCAUUCUCGCCAUUUACGUCGACCUGCAUAGUCGGGGCUGCCACUGUUGUACAAAUGCAGCAUUUCUUUGCGUUCUAUUACCUUACCAUAGCACAAUAAUUGCAGCUUACCGUACGACAUCCGCACAAUCAUAUGCCACGCCGCAUCAAUAGAACUAGGUAUUAAAAUACGGCGUAAAGGUACGAUCGCUAGCUUUACAUCAGUGAAUCGUUCAAUCAACACCCACGCCCAUCCAACCAAGGAUGGAAGGUAACGCACAAGUCAGCGCUUCUUUUUCUUAAAUUUUCCACAUGGAAGAGAGUGUACGUUUUGCGGGUGAAACAGUAGCACUACGACCUGAACUAAGAGAGAUAAGAGCAUGAAAUUAGAGAGUAAUGCACAUCCAUUAUAUAAUUUCUGUUGUUACGUUUUGUUUUUGACUGUUGAGAGGAUGUAGUGGAUGAGGACGAGAAACAUAUUUAUUAUUAUUGCUAUUGAAUUAAUAUUACUAUAAUUAUUCUUACCGUGUACGUUAGCCAGUGGUGUGUAACUGUUUGGUAACGAUCCGCGCUGCCAUAGGUGUGUGUCUGUGUCGCAGGUUGUGUUGCAGCCAGCAGCACAGCCCCGUUGAGAAGCGUUUUGCUAAAUACAGCACAUACAAAGAGUAACAAAAAACGCACACCGGCCACCAGGUUAACUCUAAUGGACCUAAUGUUUGAGACGAACGGUUUAACGAUAAACGCACAAAUGUAAAAUCUAAUCGAAUCCAUACGCUCUGUUAUAAGCUUGGAUCAGCUAUCGUUAAGGCAAACCGGAAAGGUGUAGAAUCAACAAACGCAUGUAUUGUAUUUCCGUUAGCGAGGAGCUGAAGCCACAUAGGCGUGUGGCCAAUCUAUCGCAAGCCAGGCAAUCGAGAACGAAGUAAUGCGGGUUACAAACUCUAUUCAGUUUUAUCUACAUUCCUUAACGUGGGUAUUUCUUAAUGAUUAUUUGCUACUAUUUUCCCCUUUCUUGUGGUUGCCCUUUAGCAAAAGGGUGAGUGUGUGUUUAGCUCCAGAGUAUUUUUCCCCACAAACGCAAACGAUAGCGAACCUGUACAAUCUGCAAGAGAUUCUCUUCCUUCGUUAGUGCUAGCAAACCGAAGUACCGGAUGUUUGUUUUUGUUUCUUUUUUAUAGAUCAAUCAUUAGAACCAUCAGCACACGAUCCCGCUAGUGGGAUUGGAAAAAGCAAAAAACAAACAAAAAUCGUUAGCCGUCGUACUCGCGCUCUUUCUUCUGCCUUCGCAGCUUUGUGCCAACGAAACGAAGAUCGAUGUUUUUCUCUGUCUUUGCUACAAUUAAGAGGUUUUUCCGUUUUUCUCUGUGGUUGUGAAGAUCAGGCAGAAAUAGGAUGAAGGAUGCCAGAACAAGCGUUACACCUUUUUCAUUCAUCUACUUAUCUACACUGACAGCAUCCCCUGUGUGUGUGUGUGUACACGUUCCACCCCGGGGGUGUUCGACAAUCCGACGGUAUCAGAUUUACGUAUUUUUAUCCCCAUCCGUUUACCGAUAAUAAUCCAUUUAACAAUCUUUAGUAUAGUACAAAGCUAUAUCGCUAGAGCGCCUCCCCUUUUCGUUUACGUUUAGAUAAUUCGCACAAUAAUAGCAAAGCAAGAACAGAUGGCCAGGAUUAAUGGUUGCUAUCCGGUGGUAUUCAAUGUAAGCAGGUCACACAACAUCCCGACAUUACACAACUACGCGUACUUGUAUAGUUAAGUGGAUCUACUACACCCGGUGUGCAUGCCCUUGUCCGUAAAAAAUAGUUUCAAUAUUGGCUUGCGGCAUAGUUCUAGUCCAUCAAGUAAGAAAUCGGUUGAGCGCAUACGAUUGGCAAUUUUUUAAUUGAUAAAAUCAAAACUAUGAAUGCAAAGCAUAAUGCAGCCGUUGCAGCAGCUUUAUCCGCACUAACUGACCAAAUACAAAACAAUGAAUAAUCCAAAGAACCUUCAACCAGACACAAGGACGCAUUGCGGAAUACCAACGCUAGAGGAGAACAAAUUCUCGCCGGUUCGAAGAUGCAAACUACCAAAAAAAAAAGGAGGUGACAUUGUGUAGCGCAGAGAAGAAGUAGAAGUACUGCAGCGUGAAUGUGAAAGAAUGAUUCUACUUCUAUUUUUGAUAUAAAUAAUUUUUAGUAUUUUUUCUACUCCUAUUAAAACCAAAUGAGCAUGCUACAAAAAUAAAUAAACUAAAAGGCAAAGCAAAACGCACACACGACGAAUGCGAAACGCGGGCACACAUAAUGUCGGUAACGCCACGAACAAAAUGGUCCCACUUGCAUGUCACUAAAACUAAACACAUACAUCAGAAGAAGAAAAACAGGCGAUUCAUUUCACCACACAAUAGCGUAAAUAUAAUAUUAUGUACUAAGCAACAAUUUGAAGGGCAUAUGAACGCACUGGAGAGUGAAAGGAGGAGCAUCUCUUCGGGUUUAUUUUUUUAAUAAGAAAACUACUUUGGCGCACUUGUUAUCACAACUUACCUUGCUAGCAGGAAAUUUGUGUAACGAACUGUUCAACUGUUUUGGCAUCUUCAAAAGAAUGAUAAUAACACUAAUCCGAAGAACGCAAAAAGUGGAUAAUUAACCAUUUCAUUCGAAACAAUUCUCUUUUCCUCCCUUUUUUCCAUGAAUGCAAUGUUGCAAUCUUGAAAACCAAAACAAACAAAAAAAAAUGUAUCAACGUGCUACAAUCAAACACAGCAAAUGGCUGCGACGACUCCAUAGGAGUGAACAAGCAGAGAAUAGAAAUAGGUAAAAAAAAA
Messenger RNA from Anopheles moucheti, 5331 nucleotides. It is a transcript of the gene Galphao, whose product is annotated as G protein alpha o subunit. Bases 397 to 1461 code for a protein of 354 amino acids. The record is from RefSeq and is a predicted model, not a curated record. The transcript has 8 exons. Gene Ontology annotation, cellular component: heterotrimeric G-protein complex. Gene Ontology annotation, molecular function: GTP binding; GTPase activity; G protein-coupled receptor binding. Lineage: Eukaryota; Metazoa; Arthropoda; Insecta; Diptera; Culicidae. Gene Ontology annotation, biological process: adenylate cyclase-modulating G protein-coupled receptor signaling pathway.